AUGAAUCAAAUUUGCAGUAAUCGUUCUUGGUCGUAUUUCAAGGAAAACUACCCACCGAGUAACUGCAUCACGGAUGAAAUCGAAUUUUAUAUUACUGUUUGUCCAUGCAAGCAAAGUGAUGCCAGUCAUCGGUCCAAGCAUAAUUCGUUUGCUGCGGUCCGUAUUGCCGAGUUACUAUCCAAUGCCGGUUUCAUCAACGAAGAUGUGAAGCUUAAUGUAGUCUCCUGCUGUUCUGAAGAAGAUUUGGGUGAUAAAGCUCCUAGUCAUGUGAAACACUAUGUUCUUAUACGCACCUCCAAAGCACUUCUUCAACACGCUGCCUGUAUUUUGAACCAAGGCUUCUCUGGAGUGCCAGCGGAUGAAAGAAGCGUUGCGACAGCUCUCGGCGUUGCCUCAUUGACUCCUGGACAAAAGGUUUGGCUUGGUGGUCUUGCUGUGAGAAUGAUUCAAUUCAGUCAUGACCAAAAAGUCAGUCUGAAUGCUCUAACAUCGUGCGAGAUCUAUGAUACAAUUCCUCCAAUGCCAAAGUGCACCAUUAAGAAACCAUUAUCCUUAGCAGUAGUUACGUUGAGCGAGCGCGGUUCGGCUCUCUUCUGUAUGAAAUCGAGGGAAAUAGUUAAGAAUAUGACUCCACUGCACAAUGUACCUGAACGCGAUACUGUUUGGUCGUAUUUUCGUGGUCAGUCUGUUUUUUUCCCUGGAGUGAGCUGGCUACGUUGGUAUCUUGGGGAUGCCAUUGGUUUCUACUUUGCCUGGCUACGCAGCUAUUGCCUUUCGCUCAUCUUCCCCUCCUGCGCCGGUCUUCUUACAUGGUUGCUUGUUUCAAUAACCAAUAGCAUUUAUUCUGACCAACCCGCCCAGCUGUUCACAAUGCCCAUAUUCAGAGUUUGUUAUGGCCUGGUGGUGGUAAUUUGGGCUCUAACAUGUAACAAAAUCUGGCGUCGGCAACAGUCACAAUUAGCAGAGGACUGGAUGUCGCCAAUAUUUGCAAAUGCAGCUGAUAUGUCGGGCUGGGUGGGCUCGCACAUGGAGCAGUUGAGACCUACGUUCCGCGGCAACCUGCGAGAGAGUCCCAUCAAGGGUGAGAUGGAACUACACUUCCCAGCUUCCCAGCGACGCGUUCUCUACCUUCUCUCGGCCUCUGUCACCUCCUUUUGUGUCCUUAUUGCUCUCUUCAUAAACGUGUUGCUGCUGAAUUUGGAGGGCGUGAUCAACCCCGGACGCUCGCCGUACUUGCACUUCCACUUCAUCGGCUGUCUGUGCGAUCCAGGAAGGAUAUUUGAUCCGAAAGAUGGGUCACUUAAAUUCAUUCCAGGCAUUCUUCAUCCUUUGGUCGUUUUCUACAUCAACCAGGUCGUCUUUCGUCAGAUUGCUGAAAAACUCACCAACAUGGAAAAUCACAAGACCCAAUUCAAUUGGGAUUGUUCUUUGAUAGUCAAGCGAUUUCUCUUUGAGGCUGUUGACGCCUAUGCUUCGCCCUUCUACCUUGGGGUGAUUCUAGUGGACUGGAACGCGCUACAGUCCUUUCUGAUGACCACCUUUGCGACGGACUCCAUUCGACGUCUUAUUGUCGAAUGUUUCUUGCCUUGGGUCAGUUCUCAUUGGCGCGGCCGUCGAGCCGCAGCCAUCGCUGUUGCCCACAAGAAGACAGACGAUGCACCAAAAGAGGCUGAGGCUCAGGCAAAGGCAGUGCAUGCUGCCGUUUUCGGAGUUGAAUAUGAGCCUUUCGAUGACUUUCUUGAGAUGGUCCUUGAGCACGGCUACAUCGUUCUCUUCGCCAUCGCCUGUCCGCCCUAUCUCGCCUGCAUGGCCUUUGUGUGCGCUUGGGUUGAGUUCUUCUUCGAUGCCUUCAAGCUGCUCCAGCUAGUGCGACGCCCGAUGGCACAAUGGCUGCACCGGCGACAGAACAUCUGGCUUGUGCUGCUUUCCGUGCAAGCCUGGCUGGCCAUCUUUUCUAACCUCUGCCUCCUCUCCUGUUACACCCAGUGGAAUCUCCUCACACUGCUCAUUUUGGAGCAUGUGCUCAUCGGCGUUGGUCUUGUCAUCGAAUUGGCCUUCUCCAACACGCCCAUAGCUGCUAAAUACGCCUUUCGAAAGAGAUUGUACGAACGCUAUAAGCGCACCAUUUCAAUUAAGCAGUGA
Echinococcus granulosus is the source of this 2142-nucleotide messenger RNA. Its product is annotated as Anoctamin-10. The transcript has 4 exons. Gene Ontology annotation, biological process: chloride transmembrane transport. The record is from RefSeq and is a predicted model, not a curated record. The coding region runs from base 1 to 2142 and encodes 713 amino acids. Gene Ontology annotation, molecular function: chloride channel activity. NCBI's taxonomy places the organism in Eukaryota, Metazoa, Platyhelminthes, Cestoda, Cyclophyllidea, Taeniidae.